Messenger RNA from Protopolystoma xenopodis, 807 nucleotides. The record is from the annotation of a GenBank genome assembly. NCBI's taxonomy places the organism in Eukaryota, Metazoa, Platyhelminthes, Monogenea, Polystomatidea, Polystomatidae.
AUGUCCGCGAGCCGCGUCGGCCGAGUCUGCUGUGGCCGGCCCCGGCAUGGCCCAGGCUCGGCCGCCUCGCCAGCCCUUAACGGUGCCUCUGACUCGAUUCCCGCACACUUUCUCGUUCCCUCGUCUCCAACCUGUUUGCCCAUCUGCCAUUGUCUAGGCGGCAGCUGGCCAGCCGGCUCCGGCUCCGGCUCCGGUUCCGGCUCCGGUUCCGGUGGGUUCGCAUCGUCGAGGCGAGAAGAGGGUCCGCCGGACGGGAGCCCAUCGACGCGGGCGCCGGCCUCCGGCGACUCGACGGACUCGACUCCGGCCACGCUGCCCAAAAGCCAGUUGAGCCGAACUCAGACAACCUCGGCCGGCGAGUCGCCGUCACCGUCACCGUCGCCGUCGCCGCCGCCGUCACCGUCGCCCACUUUUCCCUCCGACUGCCUCUUGGGCGGCAGAGGCGACCGGCGAUUCGGUUGGUGCACGGCCUGCAUGGCCUCGUGUUGCAUGCAGGGCUGGUGGGCGCUUGUGCGGCUCGUCAUCGCCAUUCGUGCUCUCAUCGUGCGGGUCGUCUUCUUGAUCUUCACCUGCGCCGCCAUCACCGUCGUUCUGAGGGUCAAGGAGGACACUCGAUUCUGGUUCUUGGGCCUGACCACGCUUCCGCUGCUCUGCGACCUCGCCUGGUCAACAAAGAUUACCUGCGAGCACAAGACAAGUGGAAAAUCUAUCAACAAAUGGCUGGCAGAUGAUGUCGACUACGAGGGCGGUGACACUUUUGGGCAUACACAAAUUUCAAGGUUAGAUGCAGAAAAGUGUAAUGACUAA